AUGGCAUUGCCUGAAGAAGGCGGCCCUGCUCCAACUACCACCACUCCCACCAUCAUCACUAUAGACGACUCCCCCGACGUUGACGAAGCGCAUGAGCGUGAUCUUUUGCGACGUGAGCAGCGGAUGGAAGAAAAUAGACGGCAACGUCGUGAAUUGUUCGAAAGAAUGCAACAAUUAGAUGAUGACUUUUCGGUUGAAACCACGGGUUACCGUAAUUCGUUGCCUCCCGCUUUGCUGCGAGAUUUCGACAUGAGUGUUGAACGUGACGAUAUCCACACAUAUUUAGCAAACAUAAUCCAAUCCCGUCGUAGGCGUACAAUGCCCAGAACAUAUACAGAUGUACCCCGGUACACUCGCAAUGUUUAA
This is a messenger RNA of Zychaea mexicana, 366 nucleotides long. RefSeq lists its product as uncharacterized. The record is from RefSeq and is a predicted model, not a curated record. The transcript has 2 exons. NCBI's taxonomy places the organism in Eukaryota, Fungi, Mucoromycota, Mucoromycetes, Mucorales, Lichtheimiaceae. The coding region runs from base 1 to 366 and encodes 121 amino acids.